Molecule: messenger RNA, 2610 nt
Organism: Camponotus floridanus (Florida carpenter ant)
Lineage: Eukaryota; Metazoa; Arthropoda; Insecta; Hymenoptera; Formicidae
Gene: Vps35
Product: vacuolar protein sorting-associated protein 35
Exons: 12
Coding region: 84-2522 (812 amino acids)
Biological process (GO): retrograde transport, endosome to Golgi; intracellular protein transport
Cellular component (GO): late endosome; retromer complex; retromer, cargo-selective complex
Source: RefSeq, a predicted model, not a curated record
GCUGAACGUGUCUGGUGUCUUGUCAAAACGAGUAUCGGAAGUCGGAAGUGCACGACGAUUAAUUGUGUACUUUUUUCAAGAAAAUGGUAUCUUUAUUUUUUUCGCAGCCAAUGACACCUGCCAUAACAGGAAUGGAGGAGCAAGAGAAGUUGUUGGAAGAUGCUAUCGGGGUGGUUAAAGUUCAAGCUUUUCAGAUGAAACAUUGUUUGGACAAAGCUAAACUGAUGGAUGCGCUAAAACAUGCCUCCACUAUGUUAGGAGAACUGAGGACUUCUCUUCUUAGUCCAAAGAGCUAUUAUGAGUUGUAUAUGGCAAUAACAGAUGAACUACGACACUUAGAACUUUAUUUGUUGGAUGAAUUUCAAAAAGGAAGAAAGGUUACAGAUCUUUACGAAUUAGUACAAUAUGUUGGCAAUAUUGUACCAAGACUCUACUUACUUAUUACUGUUGGUUUGGUUUAUAUCAAAACAACUCCUGGUUUAAAAAGGGAUCUUUUAAGAGAUCUUGUAGAAAUGUGCAGAGGUGUACAACAUCCGUUACGUGGUUUAUUUUUAAGAAAUUAUUUGCUACAAUGCACAAGGAACAUUUUACCAGAUGUCACUGAAGGUGAUGAUGAAGAUGGGACCGUUCGUGACAGCAUAGAUUUUGUUCUGAUGAAUUUUGCAGAAAUGAAUAAAUUAUGGGUACGCAUGCAACAUCAAGGUCAUAGUAGAGAUAGAGAAAGAAGAGAAAGAGAAAGGGAAGAACUUAGAAUUCUUGUGGGAACAAAUCUUGUACGACUUAGUCAAUUGGAAUCUGUAACAUUGGAUAAAUAUAAAAAGCUUGUACUACCAGGAAUAUUGGAACAGGUUGUUAGCUGUAGAGAUGCCAUAGCACAGGAAUAUCUUAUGGAAUGUAUAAUUCAGGUCUUUCCUGAUGAAUUCCAUUUACAAACAUUAAAUGCAUUCUUAAAGUCUUGUGCAGAAUUGCAAAAUGGAGUGAAUGUUAAAAAUAUUAUUAUAUCAUUAAUCGAUAGACUUGCAGCCUUUAGUCAAAGAUCUGAUGGCGUAGGAGGACCGGGAAGUCCUAAUCAAGUCUCAGGAAUUCCACAAGAUGUCAAACUUUUUGAUGUAUUUAGCGAUCAGAUUGCUAUUAUUAUACAGACAAGGCAAGAUAUGCCUCCUGAAGAUAUUGUAUCUCUUCAAGUAGCUCUCAUAAACUUAGCACAUAAAUGCUAUCCAGAUCGGGUAGAUUAUGUGGAUAAAGUUUUAUUCACAACAGUUCAAAUAUUCCAAAAACAAAAUGUUGAUAAGCUGGAAUAUAAUAGUGCCGUUUCAAGAGAACUAGUAAGAUUAAUGAAAAUUCCUGUAGAUAAUUAUAAAAAUAUAUUAACUGUGCUUAAACUUGAGCAUUAUGCGCCUCUUUUGGAUUAUUUUGAUUAUGAGGGUAGAAAAUCGCUAGCCAUAUACAUAAUCACAAAUAUUUUGGAAAACGAAACAUUGAUACCGAUGCAAGAACAAGUGGAUGCAGUGCUCUCUAUGGUAGCUCCAUUGGUACAAGAUCAGCCGGAUCAACCAAACAUAGAAGAAGAUCCUGAAGAUUUCGCUGAGGAACAAGGUCUGCUUGGCAGACUAAUACAUCAUUUCAAAUCGGAAACGCCGGAUCAACAAUAUAUGAUAUUAAGUGCUGCAAGGAAACAUUUCAGUGCUGGUGGUAACAAAAGAAUUAAGUAUACUUUGCCGCCUAUAAUCUUUCAAAGUUAUCAAUUGGCCUUUACAUAUAAAGCAUUGAAAGAUCAGGAUGAAAUGUGGCAAAAAAAAUGUCAAAAAAUUUUUCAAUUCUGUCAUACGACUAUCACUGCACUGAUGAAGGCUGAAUUAGCCGAAUUACCUUUGAGACUAUUUCUGCAAGGUGCAAUAGCAAUCGGCGAAAUCCGUUUUGAUAAUUUUGAGAUGGUAGCUUAUGAAUUUAUGAGUCAAGCAUUUUCAAUAUAUGAGGAUGAAAUAAGCGAUUCAAAGGCACAGCUUGCGGCGAUCACUUUGAUCAUUGCUACGUUUGAACAAAUGAGCUGUUUUGGUGAAGAAAACGCAGAACCUGUGCGUAAUCAAUGCGCUUUGUAUGCUAGUAAAUUAUUGAGAAAACCUGAUCAGUGUAGAGGAGUCGCUACUUGUUCACAUAUAUUUUGGUCAGGAAAAUCUUUAGCUACAGGUGGAAAAGAGAUGCAAGAAGGUGGUAAAGUAUUAGAUUGCUUGAAAAAAGGUAUUAGGAUAGCGAGCCAAUGCAUGGAUACAUCGGUGCAAGUGCAAUUGUAUGUAGAACUGCUGAAUCAUUACAUUUACUUCUACGAGAAAGGAAAUACUGCUGUGACUGUGCAAAUAUUGAAUCAAGUAAUUGCAAAAAUUAGAGAAGAGCUUCCUAAUUUAGAAGCAAGUGAGGAAACUGAUCAAAUACAAAAACAUUUGGCAAAUACAUUGGAACAUUUAAGAAAUAGAAUGGAAUCAGCAGACUCUGAUGGACUUUCUUAUCAAGGCCUUGUUCUUUAAUUGCAUAGAAUUGGCGUAUUGUAAUUUUGUAAAUAAAAGAUUUUUAGAAUAUUAUAGGUCGAUAGUAUCAAAAAAUUAGCAUUAAUUA